This is a messenger RNA of Penicillium canescens, 285 nucleotides long. RefSeq lists its product as uncharacterized. The transcript has 2 exons. The record is from RefSeq and is a predicted model, not a curated record. The coding region runs from base 1 to 285 and encodes 94 amino acids. NCBI's taxonomy places the organism in Eukaryota, Fungi, Ascomycota, Eurotiomycetes, Eurotiales, Aspergillaceae.
AUGAGUUCUUCUGAAAGCCGCGCCACGGAUAUCCCUACGAAAGAUGCCAAACAGGCACUGGCCGAGGAUGGGUUCGACGACUGCAUGUCCUGCAGAGUAACUGGAUCUGCCGCGUUCAUUGGCCUCGGUGUCUACAGCUACUACACAGGAAUGAGCAACCUCCGCAAACAAGAGAAGGCAAUCAUGGCGGGUCCUACGAAAUACAAAAUGGGCUCAAGGCAGUUGGGAAUUGCCACGAUAUCCGCAACUCUGGUCGGCAUGGGACUGUGGCGGGCGUUCAACUAA